AUGGGAAGUGGGGCUUGUCCUCCAAGCCCAAUAGUAUCUCCAUUGCAAGCAAAUAACUUAACAAGUGUCACAACGGAGACUUAUACUGAAGUUUUAUGUAAUGAUCAGUGGUUCAGGACUGGAGUGAUAGUGUGUGGAACAUUGAACAUUAUACUGACGGGAGUCGUUAUCAUCCUAACUAUCCACAUAAUUAGAACUCGUAAAAGAAUGCGAUCUUCUUAUGAAAAUAUGGACUUUAAGAAUUCUGAAUCUGCUGCGACAACUGGUGUUCCAAAUUUUGCCUAUAGCACAUUGAAUUCGGAGCAGCCUCGUCCUCAAAGCGUACAGCAUAACAUAGAACAAUCCAGUGUGUCUGAGUAUGUAGAAAUGACGUGACACAAGAAGUAAAAUUACGAUGCAAAGUAUAUGAAUCUUUCAUAACUUGAAAGUAAAAACAA
Saccostrea cuccullata (small rock oyster) is the source of this 437-nucleotide messenger RNA. RefSeq lists its product as uncharacterized. NCBI's taxonomy places the organism in Eukaryota, Metazoa, Mollusca, Bivalvia, Ostreida, Ostreidae. Bases 1 to 375 code for a protein of 124 amino acids. The transcript has 4 exons. The record is from RefSeq and is a predicted model, not a curated record.